AUGCGCGACAGGACCGUGUUCGUCGAUGGCCUGCCCUACGUGUGGACGGUCGAGAAGGUCCAGGAACACUUCCGGGAGUGCGGCACCAUCGAGGAGGUGCGCGCGCCCACCUGGCAGGACAGCGGCCGCCUCCGGGGCUUCGCGCACGUGACGUUCUCGGACGUCAGGGGCCAGGCCAAGGCGUUGAAGAUGGACGGCACGCAGGUCGGAGGCACGUUGGCAUCGGGGUGGGAUGGGGAUGCACGGGCGUCGGAGAAGCCGUCGCUGACCCCAAACCAGCCGGAAAUCGUGGACCUACGAGUUACCAGUAACGGGCCGCGCUGCCGGGAGACCUACGAGUUCCCAGCAACGGGCUGCGCUGUCCGGAGACCGACUUGCCAGGAACGGUUCCCGGGGCACCGGGACUGGUAUGGCUUCCACAGUCAGGGUCCCGCCAACUUCCGGCCUAUUCCGCGGCACGUGGUCAAGGGGCGCCGCGGGCCGCGCCCGCGGCGCCGGCCGCGCAUGGCGGCCUCGGCGCUGAGGCUCGCCGGCGCGGGCGGUGUUAGGAUGGCGAGCUCGGUGCCGCUGCUCUCCGGCGGUGGCGACGGCGGCCCGCCGGAGCAGUCGCACUCCGCCCCGCUGCUGCGGCGGUUCCGCGGCGCGCCCGAGGCCUCGUCCCUGAGGAGCUUCGGGGCUCGCCUGUCGCUGCCCGGGGCCACCCGGGUGGGCCGCGGCCCGCUGGUGGGCAGCGAGGACGAGUUCGAGGACGAGGACGCGGAGCAGCCGUCGCUCCAUCGGCGCGAGAAGAUCUCGCGGGACACCUUCCACGCCGCCCGGCAGCGCGUGCUCGAGAGCCCCCUGCGCGCACUGGAGACGCUGUCGCCCUGGGCCCGGCUGCGGCUGCGGGUCUUCUCCGCCAAGGUGCAGGGCAAGAGCAAGUACAUGAGCUACAAUCUGAAUCCCGUGUGGAAUCCACCCUGGGAGGUCACUUGCGCCAUUUACUCGCCCCUCUCCAUCGUGCAAGUGCUGGUGAAGGACCACAACAACUUGAGAGAGUUCACCCUCAUGGGAUUCGUGGAGUUUCGCGUGGCCGAUCUCACCCCAGGCCAGUUAGUGACGGGCUCCUUCGAGCUCCGCGAGGCCAAGAAGCUGAAGGUGGCCCCGGGCUCCUCUCGGCUGCUCGAGCACGAGGAGUGCCGCGACGAGGUGCGCGGCUUGGACGAGCCCCGCGGCUCGGACGAGCUGGAGGACGACGACGAGGACGACGACGAGACCGUGAGCAAGGACGACAGCGCGGUCGGCGAGAGGGGGGGAGCCCUGACCAGGCACGCCUCGCGCCUGCGCGGCCUGCUGCACGACGUGCCAGGCGUGGUCGCGAGCCCGACGCUGCAGCUGCCGGGGGCCUUUCGCUUCAGCUUCGCCUCGGGCUCUCUGCGCUCGGGCGAGGGCGAAGUGAGGCGGGCGAACGCGGGGACGCUCAACAUGCAGUUGCAGCUGAUGCCGUGCAACUCCAGGAGCGAGCAGUGGGACGAGGACGAGCUCUUCGCGUUCUGCUUCCCGGGGCCGCAGGCAGACAAGCUCGGGGCGGAGGAGGCAAAAAUUCGUGAGGUCUACGAAACCAUUAUGUCCAUAAAACGGAUGCUUUGGGAUCGUGUCGUCCGGAGGACGCUCUGCUUCUUGGUUUAUGUGAUGGAAUGGCGAUGCAAACGCCUCACUACUGGAAUAUUGGUUGGUUGGUGGGUUGUUGCGAUAUGGCCAGAGUUUUUGUUGCCAGCAGUUUUAUUGUGGAUCGUCUUGCUGAUCCACCUGCUACGGAAAAAGAGCUGGCAACGCGAGAUGCUGGAUGAGUCGACGGCACCUCUUACCCACGAGGGAUUUAAGGUCGUCGCAGAGUUCGGAAACACCAGGAAGAUGGCAUGGUGGCUACGGCGGGUAGCGUUCAGCCUCCACGGGAAAGUCGUGCCGUGGGAUGGCGUCGACAUCCCUCCCGACCUCUACAGGUUCGCCUCCGUCAUCUUCCGCGACAAGAAGCCUUCCAUACAGUUCGACCGGGUGUGCGAGCUGCUGAAGCAGCAGAAGUUCUUCAAGAAGAACACCAAGAACAUCACGUGCCCGCAGGGGCACGUGCUGGAGUACGACGCGGACAUGACGGAGGGCACCCCGUGGCGAUGCCGCUGGAAGAAGUGCGUGCACGCCUUCGCGGAGUGGCCGUGCAGCUACGGCUCGGUGCACCGGUACCAGUGUCUCCAGUGCUCUGGCGCCACGCGGGGGAGCUUCGCGGAGCAGGCGUUGCCCGGGUUCCUGCGGGCCCGGGGGAGCAACCUGAACCGAUUGACGGGUGGAGUCAGUGCGUGGGACCUGCCAGCUCUCGGGCCAGCUCCAGCAGCGGGCCACGGCCUCCGGGAAGCUCUGAUGAGCAAGCUCCCCAGCCUCGCGCGCCGCCGCGGGGUGCGGGCUCCGCCGGCACUGGUCUCCGCGGAGUGUGGGCCGGCCGAUUUCUUCAUAUGCGAGGACUGCGUUCUCGGCACGACUACCUCCACGAAGAUGUGGAUGAGGGUGCUGGAAGGCAUGCCCAGGCGGAACCAGCCGGCAAGAGUGAGGUGGUUUGCUCUCAAGUCGGGAUGGUAUCUGACCAAAGGGCGUAAUUGCCUGGCAAUGUUUCUGGAGUGGACUCUGAGGCUCUUCUAUCAAGAGGGGGCCGGGUUGGCGCGGAAAUUUCAGCUCGUUUGCGUUGGUGCAGCCUCGCUUCUGCUGAUCGGGCCUGACAUUCCUUAUGUGAAGGACGUCCUCUACACCAUCGUCAGUUGGGGUAUGGCGGUCACCUGGUGUGUGCUAGGCUCUGCGGUGCUCGCCUGGAAGUGGAAGGUCUUCGUGAGAUGGCGCACUGGGCGGAAGGCCAAAGUGCUAGUGAAGAGGUACAGGAAGCGGCGCGGGCAAUCGCUGGAAGACCGCUGGGCGUUCUUCACGGAGGACCCCAGCGUCGCAGACGAGCGCGAGCCGGACACCAGGGGGGGCUACCUGGGCUGCCUCGCCCGUCCGCAUGCCUCCGCGCCAGAAAAGCAGGCCUGCCUCGCGCGGCCCCACGCGCCAGCGUGGGCUCCCCACCCUGCCGUCGCGGCGGCUGGGCGGGUCGAGCCCCGCAGAGCCGAGGGGGCGGCCCGGCCGGCCCGCGAGGACCUCCGACUGGUUCUGCCGCCCUACCGCGCCACGAAGUACCUCGGACGACAGCUGCAGCGAACACCCUGGGCGGUGCCCAUUCGCGGGGCGUUUCCCCUCGAGCUCCUCAAGGCACGUCGCACCUCCUGCACGGUGGGCAACAAGGGCCGCUACCUCAAGAUAGAGGCGGCCAAGCAGCCUGGCGCCGCCGCGGCGGCGGCCGCUGCGGAUCCGAAGCAGUUCGAGGGCAAGCGCCGCCUGUUCGUCAAGAACCUGCCGUACGACGCCGCGGAGUCGGAGGUGUUGGCGCUCUUCCAGAAGUGCGGGAAGGUCGCGGAUGUUCGCAUCCCCACGAGCUUCGGCCGCUGCAAGGAGAGCUCGCAGUCCAGGACGAAAGACUCGCUGCCAGACGCGUUCCCGGCGGAGGAGUUCCAGGACACGCCAGACCCAUACGGGGACAGCCAAGCGAGUCUUAUCCAGACGACGGCACAGCUGGGUCUUGCCACAGAGCCUGCUGUUGCGGACAACCAGCACCAGGCGCACACGACUGCCCAACAGCAGGUCCUCGGCACGGGCGCCUGGCAGACGCAGGUGCUUUGCUUCCUGCAGCUGCAGCAGCCGCAGCAGCCGCAGCAGCAGGCGUGGCAGCCUUCCUGUGGCAGUGACAUUGGCGGACACGUGGCUUCUGGCGCAGGAGACGUGACAGCCGCUGCUGGGGCGUGCGCCGACGCGUGGCGGAGCCAGCCCCGGCAGAUACAGAGCGCCGCGAGGCAGCCGCCGCAGCAGGCGCCGCAGCAGGCGUGGCAGCCUCCCUGCAGCAGUGGCGGUGGCGGACACGCGGCAGCCGGCGCCGCAGGCGCGGCAGCCGCUGCUGGGGCCCGGCAGCAGGUCCCCAGCACGGGCGCUUGGCAGACGCAGGUGCCUUGCUUCCUGCAGCUGCAGCAGUCGCAGCAGCAGGCGUGGCAGUCUUCCUGCGACAGUGGCAUUGGCGGACACGUGGCAGCUGGCGCAGGAGACGUGUUAGCCGCUGCUGGGGCGUGCGCCGACGCGUGGCAGAGUCAGCCCUGGCAGUCGCAGAGCGCCGCGAGGCAGCCGCCGCGGGAGGCGCCGUGUCCCAGCGGCGGCCAGGCCGCCGCGCGCGCGCAGGCGCAGCCCGCCGCGAGCCUGCAGGCGGCCGCCGCUGGCGGGCGCGGGCGGCCCCGGCCAGCGCGGGCGCGGGAUGAGGACCUGCAGGCCGCCGGCGACCGCAUCGCGAGCGCGUUCGCCGCACCGCCGGCGGCGGCCGCGGCGGCCGCCGCUCGCGGGCGGAGCCCGCGCGGCCUCGGCGGGGUGCGCCGGGUGCCGCAGGGCGUGGCCACGCCGCAGAAGCCGGGGCAGCGCUGGGGGCGCUGCCCCUCACGGAAGCGCCGCGGGGGCGGGCCGCUGGACGACCCCGGCGCCGCCAAGCUGCCCCGCGGCGGCGCCGCGGGCGGCCCCGCCGCGGCGGCCUCGUGCGCGGCCUCGUGCGCGGCCGCGGCCGCUCGGGAGAGCGCGGGGCUCGAAGACGCGGAGUCGGAGAACACGAUCGACCAGAAGCGGGCGCACAGGCAUAAUGGCCUGCACGCCAUUAUGCACGGCGAGGGGAGGGCGGACUACCAGGAGGCAAUGAGGCUGGUCGAGGAGUUUCUCGCGCCCGCGGACGAAUUCCCGGCGCACCCGUACGCCGUAGGGCUGGGCCUCGACGACCCGGGCAACUUAUGCAGCAAACGGGAGUGGGAGAGGUCCACCCAGAAGUGGAGGAAGAGCCUCAAGGCCUUCGUGGAGAAGUACCGUCCGUGA
Messenger RNA from Prorocentrum cordatum, 4956 nucleotides. The record is from the annotation of a GenBank genome assembly. NCBI's taxonomy places the organism in Eukaryota, Dinophyceae, Prorocentrales, Prorocentraceae.